This is a messenger RNA of Dermacentor silvarum, 2878 nucleotides long. Its product is annotated as lysine-specific histone demethylase 1B. Gene Ontology annotation, molecular function: protein binding; oxidoreductase activity. The coding region runs from base 1 to 2655 and encodes 884 amino acids. Lineage: Eukaryota; Metazoa; Arthropoda; Arachnida; Ixodida; Ixodidae. The record is from RefSeq and is a predicted model, not a curated record. The transcript has 16 exons.
AUGGCCGCAACAAGCACUAGCAGCGUCAAGACGUGCAAGGACCUGGACUUUGCGACAAAUCUGAAAGCCAUUCCGCACAUUGAGGCGGCCGAGAAAAGUUCGACAGUGGCAGACGACUUUGCGAUUCCUCGGAGCAUUCUAAGCACCUUGUUAAAAAACAAGGCGGACAUAAAGUCAAAAGCGGCGAAGCAACGAACAUUAAGAGCUUGUCGUGUGCACGCUCCUGCCCACGAAAAAAUUGAAAAGGAGAGCAUGGUUUUUAGAGGUCCGGGCAUGAACAUUCUGGUGGAUGGCCCAAUGCUUAAGGUUGACCUGCUGGGGGCCAUUCAAAUGAUGAAGGACGCUUGGAGAGGCGUGAAGCCGGAUACCGUGGCCAACUGCUUCCAGAAGACAGGCUUCCUGAUGGCGGAACUUUCCGAAACCUGUGAAGGUGACGAGUGCAUAGAUGACGCGUUUCGCAAGUUGUCGUCCCUUUUCCCUGCUGCUGUUCCAGCCAAAGUGUCUGCUGACUAUUUUGUGAACGUCGACAGCAAUGUUCAGGCUAUUGCGAGCCUCACUGAUAAAGAAAUUGUAGCUGCAGUCGCAGGGACCCAAGCUGACAGCUUGAGUGGCGAUGAAGAUCGUCUGGACGAAGACACAGAAACAGACGAAUGCUCUGUGCCUGAAGACCCAAAUGCCGCAGCCGCCAUGCAGCCUGAGUGGAUCUGCACGCUGAUGCAGCCGCCAUUUCUGAUCGGCUCUCCAGCGCAACAGUUCCUGGGCGACUACUUUGCCGAUGGGGUUGGAAUGAGUCCCUCCUCCGAAGGUCCCAAGGCUCCCGAAAGGACUACACGACAACAGAAUGGCGCCAGUGACUUCGAUGGCACCACCAGCAACUGCUAUCUUGAGCCAGGGCAGCUGGCACAACUGCUGCAGCCCUUCUACCGCCCCGGGGAGAAGGGCAAGGCACUGUGCUUCCGCCCGGACAUCAUGGAGACCUACGAGAUGGAUGCCUUCCCAGAGUAUGCACGAGAACAGGUGAUGUACCUAGGUGUGCGCAAUGUGGUGCUUGCACUGUGGGCCCUGCGGCCCCAUGCAUGGCUUGACCUGAAAUGGGUGUCGCGACACCUUUUGUGCCGGGGCCUGGCACGCAUCCGGUGCCUGUUGGAGGCGCACAGGGUGCUCCGGUUCUUCACCGCGCGGGGCCUCAUCAACCACGGCGCACUGCCCUCGCUGCGAAGCUGCCCGCCGCUGCCUCCAUCUUGCCGAGAGAAGCGUGUGCUAGUCGUAGGUGCGGGUCCUGCGGGCCUGUCGGCAGCACAGCACCUGCACCAACUGGGCAUGCAGGUGACCUUGCUCGAGGCCUCAGACCGAAUCGGGGGCCGAGUGCGCGAUGACACCUCCUUAGGCAUCUGUGUCGGCAUGGGGGCCCACAUCAUCACAGGUGUCACCAACAGCCCGCUGACGACGUUGUGCCUGCAGACUGGCCAUGGCAUACGACUCAUCCGCGACCACUGUGACCUGUACACGACCAACGGUCACAUCGUGUCGUCUGAGCGGGACCGCCAGGUCGAGUUUCACUUCAACGCCAUGCUGGAUGCUGUGGCGCAGUGGCGUCUAGGGCAGACCAAGGAUAUCUGCCUCUUUGACAAACUCAUGGAGAUCCACGAGGGCUUCUUGACAGAGAGACAGAUGAUCUUCAGUGACGAAGAGAACAAUGUGCUCCAGUUCCACAUUGGCAACCUGGAGUAUGCGUGCGGUGCGCCACUGAGUGAGGUGUCGGCCUUGCAGUGGGACCAGAACGAGCGCUUCCCCCAGUUCAGCGGUCAGCAUGCGCUGGUCCCGGAUGGCUUCGGCUGCCUCCUGCAGGCCCUGGCGGAAGGUCUCGACAUCCGUUACGGUCACAAGGUGACGACAAUAGACUACGGUUCUGAGGAAGGUGGCGUUCAGAUCUUUACGGAGCGGUCUGCCACCCAUAACGGCAAGGAGAAAGAGGAUGAAAAGUUUUCGGCCGACUUUGCUCUGGUGACGGUGCCAUUGGCCAUCCUGCAGCAGAAGGAGAUCCAGUUCUCGCCGCCUCUGCCCAAGGACAAAAUGGGCGCACUCAUGGAUUUAGGUGCAGGCGUCAUUGAAAAGGUGGCCCUCAAGUUUGCUCGGCCCUUCUGGUCCGCUCAAGUGAUGGCCGCAGACUUCUUCGGCCACGUGCCGUCGUCCCCCGAGCAGCGCGGUCUCUUCAGUGUCUUCUUUGACCUCAGCCCCCGGACACAGCCCAAGAUGAACCCAACAUAUGUCCUGAUGACCUACGUGAGCGGCAAUGCCAUUAACCUGAUUGCAAACAAGAAGGAUGAUGAGGUGGUGUCCAUGUGCAUGGAUGUGCUGCGGGGCAUUUUUCACGACCAGGAAGUGCCCGACCCGCAGGGCUACACUUUGACCCACUGGCGGGACAGCCCCUAUUCCUACAUGGUGUACAGUUAUGUGCGCUGUGGGGGCUCGGGCAAGGCAUACACGACGCUGGCCGAGCCACUGGCUGAUCGGCUCUUCUUCGCUGGCGAGGGUACGAGCCGGAUGUUUCCACAGACCGUGAGUGGUGCGUACAUGAGUGGACUGCGGGAAGCCUGGAAUAUUCUUCGCCGCCUGCCACUGGGCCUCGAGCCCGACCUCAUGCUGGACGUCUGAGCCCGCCACCGAGCCGGCUCUUUGUUGAAGCAUGCAAAAAAAUGUGUGGUGCUCUCGAAUCAAGCUGAGGGCUACACAGAUACCUGCAAGAAGUCGUUAGAUGGUAUAUGUCGGGAACAAAAAAAAUUUUAAGCUUGAAUAUUGCCCGAUAUACUUGCCAACUUGUGCUAGGGAAUGCUACGGACGCUGCUGAGCAGCACUGCUCGCGGGAGCAAAUUAAAAU